Molecule: messenger RNA, 1811 nt
Organism: Oryzias latipes (Japanese medaka)
Lineage: Eukaryota; Metazoa; Chordata; Actinopteri; Beloniformes; Adrianichthyidae
Source: RefSeq, a predicted model, not a curated record
ACAUGGUAAAUUUCAUUUGAACAAGCUUCAACACAUUUAAGAAUUUUAUAAAAUAGUUUUUCGGUGUCUCUAAAAAGAUUCUUUCAGUCAAUAAAAAGUGACACUUGAUGUUUAGAUGCACCCCCAGAACCAUAAAAGUGAAUGUGCACAAGUGUGUUUCUUAAGAGCCCAUCGUGUGUUGGGGAGGGGUUGGUCCGAGGUGGGGCUUUGAGAGCAGCAUUUAGCUCACUUCUCCUCUGUGUGAAGCCUCAUUCUUGCCUCACGCAGCUGCAGACAUGAGAUAUGACUGAAAUGCCACUUUAGGAGGCUCUUAUUUAUGCACUUGAAGGGCCAGAAACCUGAACAGGCAGAAGUGAAAUUGUCUUUGUGUUGGAUGGCAGCUGGCAGUUUUUUUCCAGCAAGUGAGUGGGAGAUUCUCAGGAUGAGGAGAAGUUUUGGAAAAGGCAAUGAAUGUUCUGUCAAACUCAGUUAUCAGGGCCCAAGAUCAGUCUCUCUGUGGCCCCGGGUCUGUUCAGGAAUUACCUCUUUGCCCUCCGGGCUUCAACCUGAGCUCCCGCUUGAACCCUGCACCCAUGCUCAGCCUCCAGAGUGGCCAAAGAUCAACCAAACCCCAGAGGGAGCUGAGCCCAGAGGAGCAGCAGGAGCUCCGGAGGAAGAUCAACAGCAGGGAGAGGAAGCGGAUGCAGGACUUGAACAUUGCCAUGGAUGCUCUGAGGGAGGUGAUGGUCCCCUAUGCCUCCUCUCCUUCUUCUGCUUCCUCCCAGCCCCACCAACCCGGAGCCCCUCCGGGUCGCAGACUUUCCAAGAUCUCCACCCUGGUUCUGGCCCGGAACUACAUCCUCCUCCUGGGUUCAUCUCUGCAGGAGAUGCGGCGGCUGCUUGGGGAGGUGAGCGUGGGGAUGGGAGUCAACACAGGCCCAGUCCCCCGUUUGCUGCUGGCUGGAGGGUGGCCCCUCAUCUCUGGACCUGGUCAGCUUCUGCUCACUCAGGAGUCACUGCUCUCCUCAACACCACCUUCAUCUUCUUCGUCUUCCACUUCAUCAUCCACCGCAGCUAAAUGCACCCUGCUGUCUCCGGGCCACAUGGAGGUGUCAAUGGCCCCAAUGCAGUGGAGCUCUCCAGGGGCCACAGGUGGGCUCCUGUGCUCUUGUGGUGUCUGCAGACUACCAAGAUACAACCACCCAACUUCAGCUCCCAGGUUCCCAAAGUGACUCCUUCAAGAGGGUUCCUGCGGGACGGACUUGAUACAUGUAUGCAAACUUUUUAUAUGAAUUUUUAUUUUUCUAACAUUUUUUAAUUGCUUAUACUAUUUUACUACAGUACUCACAAAUGUAAAACAUUAUUUGACUCUUCUUUCUGUAAUAUUUUAAAUCCAUUAACGCAUUUUGGUUUCAAGUUGGGAGAAAUUUCAUUUUGAUUUUUUUUUCUUUUCCUAGAUUUGAUUAACUCCUCUUAUUUUUUUAAAUAACAAAUGUAGACUAAUACAUUUGUAAAUGACUGUUUAUCAUGACAAAUGUGAGUUUUGACGACUUGGCUAAAAACGUAGAGUUGAAAGACAGAAUGUGCCCAGGGCUCUUUUGUAAUAAAGAUUAUCAGCUAAAGUCUGUGUUCAAACAUUCCUAUCUCAAGACUGAACUUGUGUUUGUUUAUGGUGUUUAUUCAGAUAAUUAUUUAAUUGUCUCUGCAGCUAAAAGAAGAUCGAACUGAAGAAAGAUUCCCAAUUUCUGUCAUACAGGAAAUUAAAAAAAAGAAAAAUGUGUUUUUUGUGGUUCAAUUAUGUUUAUUUUACUAUACAAUAUACAUUUUUUAAU